Molecule: messenger RNA, 4572 nt
Organism: Vicia villosa (hairy vetch)
Lineage: Eukaryota; Viridiplantae; Streptophyta; Magnoliopsida; Fabales; Fabaceae
Exons: 9
Coding region: 1-4572 (1523 amino acids)
Biological process (GO): DNA repair; telomere maintenance
Molecular function (GO): DNA helicase activity
Source: RefSeq, a predicted model, not a curated record
AUGGAAACAGAUGUUGUUAAAAACACUGCUCCUCAAACAUACAUUGCAAGAAAGAGGAGAAAGCUUAUUCUUAAAGCAAAGAGGGAUUAUCGAAACCGUGUCAGAUCAAGCAACCUCACUUCCCAUUUAAAUCAUAAUUUUACAUCUUCUGUAACAUAUGAAACCACUAUUGAAACGGCUAUGGCUAGAAAGAGAAGGAAAAUAAUCUUGGAUAACAGAAAAAGAUUGAAAAAUUUGUUCAAUACUGAAGUUAGUAGGGUUCAAAAUAUGAACAACAUUGUUAUUCAAAGUCAGAACAUGGAUCAUGCAUCUACUUCAAAUUAUAAUAUGUCAAGUCAGUCCAUGGAUCAUCCAUCUACCUCAAAUCAUAAUGUGUCUGUUGAAUCUCAUUAUGAAGACAAUGAUGACUCCAACUCUGACAAUAAUUUAAAUUCUUCUAAUAGUUCCAGUUCUGACGAAGAUUCAGACCCGGCACAAUUACAGGAGGCCCAUCUUCAAGAAUAUUACGAUAUUGGCGACCAAAGUUAUGAAUGCGCACACUGCCAAGCAUGUAUGUGGUACCAAGAAAAAGUGAAUAGACACAAAAUUACAGCAACUCCUCGCUUUUAUCGUUGUUGCCGUGGAGGAAAAAUUGUUCUUCCGUUCCUUGAGCAACCUCCACAGGUGUUGCAAGAUCUUCUAUUUAAUAACACAUAUUCAGAUAGUAAAAACUACCAGGCUAACAUACGAACAUACAACGCAAUGUUCUCAUUCACUUCCCCUGGAAUGAAGUUCGACACAACAUAUUCUAAAAGAGGUGGACCCCCUACUUUGAGACUGCAGGGUCAGACCUGUCAUCGAAUUGGUACACUGCUGCCAGAAACAGGGCAACCUCCGCAAUAUGCUCAAUUAUACAUCUAUGACACGGACAAUGAAGUUGAACACAGAAUAAAAUGUUUCAAAAUAAACAAAAAAGGAGAGAAAAGCCUUGCUCAAAGAAUGCUAUCCAAGAACAAAAGCGUGAUCGCGGAGGGAGUUUUGCGGUCAAAGUUUGGUAGCGAUUCAAGCCAAGCAAUGUGUAGCAAUCGCUUCUCCGAAACCUCUUGGACCCGUGUUUACAACAAACCUACUGUCUCAGAAGUGGCUGCACUCAUUGUGGGAGACAUUGAUUCUGCUGAUAAAAGGGACAUCUUAAUUCAGCGCCGCAAUGGUGGUUUGCAACGAAUAGAUGAGUUUCACCCAGCAUAUUUGGCUUAUCAGUAUCCUCUUAUAUUUCCUUAUGGGGAAGAUGGUUACAGGAAAAAUAUAAUGCACAGAUAUCGCCAUGAAACUGAGGUCACUAAGAGAAACCGUCAAAGCAUUAAGGAUUGGUUUUCUUACCGGUUACAACAACGUCGCAAAGAGGCAAAAACACUACUUUACUCAAGACGCCUAUUUCAACAAUUCUUAGUCGACGGCUAUGCUAUGAUGGAAUCCGAACGACUGAAUUGGUUGAGAGAUAAUCAGUCGAAAUUAAGAGUGGGCAAAUAUAAUAAUUUGGCCGCUCAAACUGAUUGCGAUACAAGAAAUGAACACCAAAAGCGAGGAAAACGAGUUGUUCUGCCAUCAACAUUUGUUGGUAGCAAGAGAUAUAUGGAUCAAUUAUAUUUUGACGGUAUGGCCAUUUCAAGUCAAUUGGGAUUCCCUGAUUUAUUUGUUACUUUUACCUGCAACCCAAAUUGGCCUGAAAUUAAAAGAGCACUGUCAGGCACAGGUCUACAACCCCAUGAUAGGCCAGAUAUCAUUUCAAAAGUUUUCAAAAUAAAGUUUGAUACCCUCAUGGAUGAUAUUACAAAACACCAUGUCGUGGGAAAAGUGAUUGCAUAUAUGUACACCAUCGAAUUCCAAAAGCGCGGAUUGCCACAUGCUCACAUCUUGAUAUUCCUACACCCUAAGAGCAAAUACCCAACACCAUCCGACAUAGACAAGAUCAUUUCUGCUGAAAUUCCCGACCCGACUGUUCAUCCCAAUUUAUACAAAUUGGUUAGGGCACAUAUGAUGCAUGGACCCUGUGGGCUUGCUCGCGUGACCUCACAAUGUAUGAAGAAUGGACGAUGUUCUAAAUACUACCCCAAAAAGUUUAUUGAAGACACUAUUGUUGAUGCAGAGGGAUAUCCGCUGUAUAGGAGAAGAUCAAAAACCUUCACUAUUGAAAAAAAUGGCUAUGACAGAAUAACAGCAGCAGUUUCAACAAAUAGCAAUCAACCUGUUGAUGAGAUCCAACAAUAUCUCGACUGCAGGUAUGUCUCACCCAGUGAAGCAUGCUGGCGCAUUUACUCUUACAAUAUUCAUGGCAGAAAACCAGCUGUGGAACGUAUGUUCUAUCAUUUGGUUGGGGAGAAACCUAUAUACUAUACAGAUUAUGCACGCAUGGAAAAUGUGCUGGAAACUGCAAGUGUGACUGAAUCAAUGUUUACUGCAUGGCUGGUAGCAAAUGCUAAAUAUGAAGAGGCACAAACAUUAACUUAUGGUCAGUUUGUCUCAAAGUUUGUUUACCACAAAAAAAAGAGAGAAUGGAAACCGCGGAAAAAAGGCUUCACCAUUGGACGUCUCAUAUGGGUUCCGCCAACAACUGGUGAACUGUUUUACCUGCGCAUGAUGUUGACGGUGGCAAAAGGACCAACAACAUAUGAGGAAAUCAGGACCGUGGAUAACAUUCAGUAUGAUACAUUCAGAGAUGCAUGCUUUGCAAUGGGAUUUCUUGAAGACGACAAAGAAUACAUAGCUGCUAUAAAGGAGGCAAGUCAUUGGGGGACUGGUCAUUUUCUUCGAAAACUGUUUGUUAUCAUGCUUUUGUCUGGUGCUGUUAAUCGCCCUGCACAUGUUUGGGAACAAACUUGGCUCCUAUUAUCUGAUGGUGUCUUGCAUACACAAAGAGCAUUGGCUGCUAAUCCAGAAUUGGACCUCACACAAGAAGAGUUGCAAAAUUUGACUUUAAUAGAAAUUGAGAAACUGCUUCAGGCAAAUAGAAGGACACUAAAGGAUUUUAGUCCUAUUCCAUAUCCGGAUGCUUAUGUUCUUGAACAGUUGGGAAACAGGCUCAUAUAUGAUGAGCGUAAUUAUGAUACAGCAUCAAUGAACUCAGAAUUUGAAAAUCUGUUUGCUGCUCUUACAGGUAACUAUUGCCAAAGAAGUAUUUAUGAAAAAAUCAUCCACGCUGUGGAGUCUCAAAAACCUGCGGUUUUCUUCCUUCAUGGUUAUGGUGGUACCGGAAAAACAUAUAUGUGGAGAACACUCGCAGCUGCAUUAAGAUCAAAACACGAUAUAUGUUUAACUGUUGCAACUAGCGGUAUAGCAUCAUUGUUACUUCCAGGAGGUAGAACUGCCCAUUCAAAGUUCAGGAUACCGGUACCAACUAUGGAUAAUUCUACUUGCAAGGUUGAAUUCAAUGAUGAUGUCGCAGACAUGUUACGACAGACAAAGCUUAUAAUAUGGGAUGAGGCACCAAUGGCGCAUAAGUAUGCAAUAGAAUCGCUUGACAGAACUUUGAAAGAUGUUAUGAGUGCAGACAAAAAUUCAACUGAUGUAUUCGGUGGAAAGGUUGUUGUUUUCGGGGGUGAUUUCAGACAGAUUUUACCUGUCGUCCCCAGAGGCAGUCGUUCCGAUAUUGUACACUGUGCCAUAAAUGCAUCUUACAUAUGGCAUUCAGUUGAGGUAUUAACAUUGACAAGAAACAUGCGGCUACGAACAGGAUCGACACAGACUGACAAAAAUGAGAUAGCACAGUUUUCAGAUUGGCUUUUAAGAAUAGGAGAGGGCCGAAUAUCUGAGCCUAAUGACGGCACCGCCGAAAUCAACAUACCACCUGAUAUUCUGAUAACAGAAUUUGAUGAUCCAAUCGUGGCCAUUGUCAAUAGCACAUACCCUGAUUUCAUAAAUAAUUUCCAAUGUGUAGAUUACCUUAAAAGUCGAGCGAUACUUGCCUCUACACUGCAGAUUGUUGAUCAGAUCAAUGACCAUAUACUUAGCUUGAUGCCAGAGAUUCGUGACUACUACAGCGCAAAUUCAGUUGACAAGUCUGAGAUUCAUGACCCAGCAGUAGUUGAUAUCCUCACACCAGAAUUUCUAAGUUCCCUCCGAACAUCAGGAUUGCCAAACCAUCACUUAAAACUAAAGGUUGGGACACCUAUAAUGCUCAUGAGAAAUAUAGAUCAGGCUGAAGGUUUAUGUAACGGCACAAGGCUGUGUAUAACAAAGAUGGCAGCCCAUGUACUGGAGGCUUCAAUAAUGGGUGGUAAAGGUAUGGGAAAUUUGGUUUACAUACCUCGAAUGGACAUGUCACCAUCCCAAUCACCAUGGCCAUUCAAACUGAAUAGGAGACAGUUCCCUAUUAUAGUUUCCUAUUCUAUGACAAUUAACAAAUCACAGGGACAGUCCUUGGAUAACGUUGGUUUGUACUUACCGAAAGAUGUAUUCACACAUGGCCAGAUCUAUGUCGCAUUGUCAAGAGUAACAACAAAAAAGGGAAUCAAAAUACUGAUACAUGAUGAAGAAAAGAAAUUCAGAGAGAAAACUACAAAUGUUGUCUAUAAAGAAGUAUUUAACAAUGUCUAA